AUGUCCCGCCCAAGCCUCAGUAUUGGAAGUGACUCCCUGCGAAGUUGUCUAGCCCCUCGAGAUCAAUCGUCAGAUUCCGAAUCCGACCUCUGUUACGACACAGCCCUGCCGCCCAUCACUUCCAAGCAGUUGAUGCUCAACUCUCGCUCGUACCGCGGCUCCGAUCCGUCCAUCGUGGUAGGAAGCUUUCGUGGAAACCAAAAAGCCGCCGCCGCCCUCGGUUUCGCCCCGGACAUGUCGAGCAUGACUCGGGGGCCCAACGCCCAUCGCCGGACCGGGAGCACGUUGAAGACCGUCAUGAGGAAAAUAUUCACUCGCAAAACACGGGGCUCGGCGGACGGCUGUGAGGAGGGUUCUCCGGACUUUCGACUGAACAAUCCCCAAGAAUCGCGGCCAGAUAAGGACACCACGAAUUAUGCCGCCCUCUCGAGUUCACUGAAAUCGAAAUACAGCAACCCAGUCCGGGAUGAGCUCAAGGAUCCGAAGGCCUUUGAAGAUACAUUGUUAAAGCUCGAAAUGAGGCCACCCCGAACCCGCCGAGCCACGUUGCCCAGCUUAGUCUUCUCGGACGACGACGAGUCGCGCGAUGCCCUCGAUGCGUUGAUCCAGUCGGACCCCACGGGCAGUCGAUGUAAAAGCCCCUGCCUCGGCGACCAUGAUGAGCGACGGCGCGAGCUCCUGCGCAGCAAACGACGCUCACGGAGUGCAACCGCUCUGCGGGGCUUGGCCAAGAACCACCGGAUGUCUCCGAUUCAGUGGAGACGACGCAGUAUCGAGUCUUACGUCACGUCAACCGCGUGUGGCGCAGCUUCCGACACCGAUUUGAUGUCCAUCCGACCCCCGACACGGGGCACGGCAGUCAGUGCACCUCAGACGGCCGUGGAGCCGUCCGUGGAUGGCGUGGACCCUCUGCAUAACCCUGUGGACGAAGAGAGCAUACCCCCAAAUGUCGGCACGUUGGUCAGCGCCAUGCAGCACGACGAGAGUAUAUCAUUGGAGCAGCGAUUGACCACCUUGGAGGUGAAGCUGAUUGACCUGGAAUUUGCCAUCGCCCGCAUGCAGACCGAACGCAGUGAACCUUCUCCCACGGCGACGUCCGGGAGGAAGCAAUCACAGAAUUCUUCGACCGAGCACAAGCGCAAACAGUCUACGACUCAGCCCCCACCGUCCGGCAGUGAGACUACGCCCAGUGCAGGAUCCGCGGGAGAUCGGCCGCUGAGCACGGCUACCAUCCGCCCCAGCACACACCUUCAUCGUUCAAAAACGUUACAAAGCCCCUCCUUAAGCUCACUCAGUGACCAUAACGCCGGCAUCUCGGUAGAGCAGUACAGCGCUUUGGUCACGCUACUGCGGCGCGAACAAAACGCCCGCCGCAGCCUCGAACAUGAGGUCUCCGGCCUGCGCUCGGACAUCCAGCAGCUGCAACAGCUGGCCCAAAAUUCCAUGGGUCUCAAAACGAUGUACCCAAUCCGGAACGCUGACUCGCAGGAGUUCAUACGUCCGGACUCCAACACGAUGGGGUAUUCACAAACGAUCCCUGUCCGUACGGAACCGAAACUCGGCUCCCCCUAUGAGAGUGAUUCGGACUACGAUCGAUCCGACACACCAACGGAAGACACACUUCGGCAUCGAUGGCCGCCAAACCGGCGAGUGGAAAUCGGUAAUAUGAUCUGA
Aspergillus bombycis is the source of this 1674-nucleotide messenger RNA. RefSeq lists its product as uncharacterized. Lineage: Eukaryota; Fungi; Ascomycota; Eurotiomycetes; Eurotiales; Aspergillaceae. The record is from RefSeq and is a predicted model, not a curated record. The transcript has a single exon. The coding region runs from base 1 to 1674 and encodes 557 amino acids.